AAAUAUUUUAUGGCACUUCACAUACAGAUUUUUAGUCAAUCUUUCAAAUUCUUGUGCUUGCUGCUUAAUUGCAAUUGCGUGCUGUAAAAACUGUCAUUUCAUAUUUUGUUCCAUAAUGGCCGAAACAAGUUUGUGGGAUUCCUUCAUUCCAAAAGCAAAAGUAAUCGGUAGUUUUGCAAAACAUUGUAAAGAUCACAACAAGGAACGUGCUGAACUGAUUAAAUUUGUUGAACACAUGGUGGAAGAUUUGAAAGAAGACGAAGAAGACAUAGACAUAACGGAGCGGUAUCAGUUUAGAGUACGAAAAGUUUCUAUAGUAACGGCGCCAAAAACUAGAGACGUAGAAUACACGCUCAAUAAAAAUGGUCACGAUGAGUACUGUUUUGUUUGCGAAGAGCCUUUUCCUCACUUUAGUAAGGUGGAUGUAUAUCCUUGUCGCGUGUGUACCCGUGCCUUCCAUAAAAAAUGUGUACAAUUGUUGAGUGAUUCAGAAUGUUCCCAAUUUGACAAGGAAACCAUGGAUAGAAGACAUACAAAUAGUGGCUGGAGCUGUUAUAAAUGUGCAAACUUAUCUCAUCUUCUAACCGACAAAGAAACCUCAACUCUUUUUGAUAUAUUUGAUGAAGUAGACUCCAAUGGCGAUUCAUACAUUUCGCAAGAAGAAUUUGUAAAUUACAAAAAUCAAACGGUUCACAUGGCAUCAACAGACAGCGGGAAACAACAAAUCGUUUUACAGUUUAAGAAAAUAGAUACGGACAAAGAUGGACGUAUAAAUUGGUGGGAAUUCCUCAGUCAUGAAGCUAGGUUGCUUCUAGCAAAAAGGCCAACGGAUGAGUUAUUAGACAUGCUGACAGAAAAGGAAAUAGUUCAUGCGAAGGCUGUAUUCUCACACAUGGAUGACGAUGGUGAUGGUUUAGUAACACAUACUAAAGCCUUGACAGCAUACAGAAACUGGUACAAAAGAUUAGAUGUAACUGACUCGUCGACUUUAAAUCUUCAUGCAGAUGUAGCUGCACAAAUGGUAAUGGACCAUGACAAGAAAAACAAAGGAACCGUAACCUGGGUUGAAUUCCUAACUGGACAAGCCUUGUAUAUAGUUUGUGGAAGACCAAAUUUAUAAUGUGUGCGGACUUGUGGUUCAGUAAAAAAAUUUAACGCAAUUUUAAAAACACAGAAAAUUUCAAACUUCAUAAUUACCAUAACCGUAUACAACUACACAAAUGAACAGAAAAGACAACCAGACACCAGAAAGAUCUCUUGUCAUUACAGGCUAUUAAGAAGAUACAUAUUACUCGAUCAAUAGUGUGCGUUUCUACGUUUUAAUUACUCACAUUAUAUAGAACUUAUCAAUAACAUAGAUAAACGAUUCUUUAAAGCCACCUGUCACGAUAUGCAACAUCUCAAUGGUAGCGUUCAUUCUCCCUACGUCAUCCGCCGUCUUCUGCUUCACAUGUUUCAUUUAAUGUUUCAUCUUUAAAGAACUAUCAAUUUAUGUUAAUUACACUGUAUAUAGGAACAUCUGUCUAUGACAAGGUUAAGCACAAGGAUCAUUAUUGGUUCCGUCUAAUGAGCUCUGACAGAAACAACUAUUACACGCCGGACAGGGGAUUCCGUCUUCAUUGCAGUCGUCUAAACAUAAAUAUUAAACAUAUUUAUUUAGAAUUUUGAAGACGGUUAAACCCAUACCAAGUGUCUCAAUUUCUUUUGCAGUAUAAUUCUUCAUAUCUUUCUGAUUUCGGAGAUAUUCUUAAUGUUGUACUUGACCGUAGACAAAACUCUAAUUAACCUUGAAUGAACGAAUAUUAAUGUAGUUGAAUAUUCGAGCCUAUAAUCCCAUGACAAUAUCGGAUACAACCUUUUUUGGUUUUAUUCAACAUCUAUACAUAUAUGUAUACAAUCUGAUCUUUAGAAAGAAAAUGUGUAUGCCAAUACUUUUUUUUUAAUUUUAAGAAAUAGAAAAAAAAGAUUUGACGCAAGUUGUAACAACAUUAGAGACGUCCUCUCCCUAUGAAUGUUCUUUAUAUGUUCGUUCUUUUGAUAAAUUAUUGAUUAAAAUAAAAAAAAAUGUAUAGUUUUUUUUAUAA
Messenger RNA from Mytilus trossulus (common blue mussel), 2084 nucleotides. RefSeq names its product PHD finger protein 24-like. The transcript has 7 exons. The coding region runs from base 116 to 1120 and encodes 334 amino acids. The record is from RefSeq and is a predicted model, not a curated record. Gene Ontology annotation, molecular function: calcium ion binding. Lineage: Eukaryota; Metazoa; Mollusca; Bivalvia; Mytilida; Mytilidae.